Suricata suricatta (meerkat) is the source of this 2950-nucleotide messenger RNA. RefSeq names its product cyclic nucleotide gated channel subunit beta 3 (gene CNGB3). Bases 412 to 2754 code for a protein of 780 amino acids. Gene Ontology annotation, biological process: monoatomic cation transmembrane transport. Gene Ontology annotation, cellular component: plasma membrane; intracellular cyclic nucleotide activated cation channel complex; photoreceptor outer segment. The record is from RefSeq and is a predicted model, not a curated record. Gene Ontology annotation, molecular function: intracellularly cAMP-activated cation channel activity; intracellularly cGMP-activated cation channel activity; cGMP binding. Lineage: Eukaryota; Metazoa; Chordata; Mammalia; Carnivora; Herpestidae. The transcript has 22 exons.
CGUGGACGUGCGACUGUGCAGCUCAAGUACCAGGACCUGGUGGGGGAAGCAACACGGAAGGAUCGCUUGUUCCUGAAGAGCAGGGUUAUCCAGAUAACUUUUGAAUAAUUUGAUCUGAAGACUGGCUAUGAUACUUUGACAGUUAGUGAUGGAGGUGAAAUUGGAGAUCCCAGGACAGCGUUCCAAAGGUCCAGUGUUUACCCUGUGCUCUCCCCCAGCAGAGUAGGAAAAUAAACUGAGAGGUAUUCAAGAUUUUGCCAGAGGCAAGGUCUAAACAUCAAGAUUAGAAUGGCUAAUAGCUCCAGAUUACCAUAAGGAAGAAAAACACACAGCGGAUAUGUUUCAGAGUCCUGUCCAAGUGAGAAUUGCAGAGUCAUAAAAACAGAAGCUUUGAGAACUGUCUCAGAGAAGAUGUUUAAAUCACUGAUGAUAAAAUCCAACAAGGUGAAGCCCAGAGAGGAAAAUGAUGAGAGUAAACAAGGUCCUGAUCCAAGCAAUCAGCCUCAGCAAUCCACAAGACAGGAAGAAAACAAAAAUGAAAAAAAAAGUCUCCAAACCAAGAUGACUCCAGUCACAUAUGAAGAAUCACCCACCAGAAUACAAGAUAAAAUCUCUGAGAAAAAUUCACUCAAAUCUAUGACCACAACCCCUGACCAUCAAAAUCCAACAGAAUCAAAGGAAAUGAUGCCAGAGCAGAAGGAAAUGGAAACUGGGAAAGAAGUCCUAGUCAGUCCAAAAAGCAAACCUCUUGGAAGUCCUGUUAUAAAUGAGUAUGCUGAUGCCCAGCUACAUAACUUGGUGGAAAGAAUGCACCAAAGAACAAUCCUCUACAAGAAAAAGUUGGUAGAAGGAGAUCUAUCCUCACCUGAAGCCAGCCCCCAAACUGCAAAGCCCACAACUGUACCAUCGACACAAGAAAGCGAUGCUAAGCUAAAAGAAGAACAUUACUAUCACAUAUUGUGUUUUAAAUUCCAGAAGAUGCCUCUGACAGAGUAUCUAAAGCGAAUUAGACUUCCAAGAAGCAUAGAUUCAUACACAGAUCGACUCUAUCUCCUGUGGCUCUUGCUUGUCACCAUUGCCUAUAACUGGAACUGCUGGCUUAUACCACUGCGCUUCGUCUUUCCGUAUCAAACACCAGACAACACACACUACUGGUUUAUUGCAGACAUCAUAUGUGAUAUCAUCUACCUUUGUGAUGUGCUAUUAAUCCAGCCCAGAAUCCAGUUUAUACAAGGAGGAAACAUAAUAGUGGAUUCAAAUGAGUUAAAAAGACACUACAGGAGUUCUACAAAAUUUCAGCUGGAUGUUGCAUCAAUAAUGCCAUUUGAUGUUUUCUACCUCUUCUUUGGGUUUAAUCCAAUAUUUAGGGCAAAUAAGGUAUUAAAGUACACUUCAUUUUUUGAGUUUAAUCAUCACCUAGAGUCUAUAAUGGAGAAGGCAUAUAUCUACAGAGUCAUUCGAACAACUGGAUACUUGCUGUUUAUUCUGCACAUUAAUGCCUGUCUUUAUUACUGGGCCUCAGACUAUGAAGGAAUUGGGACUACUAGAUGGGUGUAUGAUGGUGAAGGAAACAAAUACCUGAGAUGCUAUUACUGGGCCGUUCGAACUUUAAUUACCAUUGGGGGCCUUCCAGAACCAGAAACAACAUUUGAAAUUGUUUUUCAACUGGUGAAUUAUUUUUCUGGAGUUUUUGUGUUCUCCAGCUUAAUUGGUCAGAUGCAAGAUGUAAUUGGAGCAGCUACAGCCAAUCAGAGCAACUUCCGAAACAGCAUGGAUAAUACCAUUUCCUACAUGAACACUUAUUCCAUUCCUAAGAGCGUGCAGACUCGGGUUCGGACUUGGUAUAAAUAUACAUGGGAUUCUCAAAGAAUCCUAGAUGAGUCAGAUCUGCUCAGUACACUGCCCGUCACCAUGCAGUUAGCCCUCACCGUGGAUAUGAACUUCAGCAUCAUCAGCAAAGUCGACUUGUUCAAGGGUUGUGAUACACAAAUGAUUUAUGACAUGUUGCUAAGAUUGAAAUCCACUGUUUAUUUACCUGGUGACUUUGUCUGCAAAAAGGGUGAAAUUGGCAAGGAAAUGUAUAUUAUUAAGCAAGGAGAAGUCCAAGUUCUUGGAGGCUCUGAUGGUGCUCAAGUUCUGGUUACUCUGAAAGCUGGAUCAGUGUUUGGAGAAAUCAGCCUUCUAGCAGCAAAAGGAGGAAACCGUCGAACUGCCAACGUGAUAGCCCAUGGGUUUGCCAAUCUGUUAACUCUGGACAAAACGACCCUCCAAGAAAUUCUCGUGCAUUAUCCAGAUUCAGAAAAGCUCCUCAUGAAGAAAGCCAGUGUACUUCUAAAUAAGAAGGCUCCAGGCACAGAGGAUUCCCCUCCAAGAAAAGGACCUGCCUUUCUCUUCCAACCAAAACAGAAGACACCCAAAAUGUUCAAAGCUAUCCUGGGAGGCUCAGGAAGAGCAGGUCUUACAAGACUACUCAAAAUGAAGAGAGAACAAGCCAUCCAGGAAAAAACUGAAAAUUCCAAAGAAGGAGAGGGUGAAGGAAGAGAAGAUGAAGAUAAAGGAAGAGAACCAGUAAAGAAAGCACUGGACGACUCCAAAUGUGGAGCAAAUUCUGUUACAGCAAUGCCCCAGUCGACUAAAAGGGCGGCUUUACCCCGAGGAACUACUCAUCAAUCACUCAUCAUCAGCAUGGCUCCUUCUGCAGAGGCUGGGGAGGAAGUUCUGGUGAUUGAAGUUAAAGAAAAUGCUAAGCAAUAAGUGUUUGAUCAUCUCCAGAUGUAAUUUAGCUAAUUCCCAAGGAGAUUGUACCCAGGAUUAUAGCUUAAAUUAAUGAAGGGGGAAAGACCUUGCCAGGACCCUUGAGAAACCAUAGACAAAUCCCUAGCUUAGUUUGUAGGACUUAUCUGGGCGUGUGAUCUUAUGCAGUAGUAAUAAGAAGUUCAUUUCAAAACUA